AUGGACCGUCGCUCCCGCAACAAGGGCACCAAAACGCCAGGUGACAUAUCAUCCUCAUCAUCAUCCUCCACGACCGACGGCAUGGUAAAAGUCACCAUCGCGGAUCUGGAAAGGGCCAAAGCCUCAACCACGACCAAUCCCUCCCGCGGCAGCAGCAGUGGUACUUGGGCGAAAAACUACCGCCGCGCCACGGUCGAAGACGCCGACGACUCUUCAGGCUCUGGGCGUCAUAGUCGCAGCAAGAUCAAGAACCGCCACGUCCACUUCAAGACUCACAAUAGCGACCCUGGUACAGCCGCUCGUCACCGUCGGCCCCGCGACCCGGAGAGCUGGCACCACUCGGGCAGCAGCAGCAGCAGCAGUGGUGGCGAUGUCGACGCGGGUAACAUCGACGACGACGUGCGCUCAUCCACCUCAUCUGAUGCACCAUACCUAGGCACGAAGCCCCUCCGCUCUGCCCUGAAGAAGUCCAAGGGCCGCAAGCACGUUGUUCCUGAGAGCACUGCCCAUCUCGCCACCACUGAAAAGCAGACCACGGCGGCUCCUGUGUCCCAGCAGCAGACGGGAUACAUGCUCGUGCCAGGACCACAUCCCGGAACACAACAGCUCGUUCCCGUGCAGAUCUCUACGGGCAACGUUCAGGAGCACCAGCAACCGACCCAACCCGGCCACGAUGCUUUGGGAAUGGGUCCUGCCCAGCUCCUCAGCGCCCAUCUCCAACAGAUGCAGCUGCAGCAGCAAGGAAUGUACGGCAUGAUGCCCGGCCAGGCCCUAGGCGGCAGUGUCGGCGGCGGUUUCUACUACCCCGGCGCUAUGCAGAUGGCUUACCACCCCAUCCAGUACCCGACAUGCCCCACCGGCGCGUAUCCCUAUCCUCAAUCCAACAUGAUGCAGGCGCCCAUGCAGAUUCACUAUCCCCAGCAGCAGCAGCAGCAGCAGCAGCCUGUAUAUCAGCAGGCCAUGUACCACCAGCAACCCGGAGGUCUUAUGCCAGGCCCGAUGAUGCCUGAUGUGGAGCCAGGCGGUGCUCCUGUCCGGUACUCGACAGAGCACAUCCCGGCUUUCCAGGCGCCCGGAAUGCACAACAUGGGCGGUUACUUCAACAACUAA
Pyricularia grisea is the source of this 1110-nucleotide messenger RNA. RefSeq lists its product as uncharacterized. The record is from RefSeq and is a predicted model, not a curated record. Bases 1 to 1110 code for a protein of 369 amino acids. Lineage: Eukaryota; Fungi; Ascomycota; Sordariomycetes; Magnaporthales; Pyriculariaceae. The transcript has a single exon.